This is a messenger RNA of Leptosomus discolor (cuckoo roller), 2637 nucleotides long. The record is from RefSeq and is a predicted model, not a curated record. NCBI's taxonomy places the organism in Eukaryota, Metazoa, Chordata, Aves, Leptosomiformes, Leptosomidae.
AGCAAACUUGAUGAUUACCAGGAACGAAUGAACAAGGGAGAACGUCUAAAUCAAGAUCAACUGGAUGCGGUGUCAAAAUACCAGGAAGUGACAAAUAAUCUGGAAUUUGCUAAAGAACUGCAGAGGAGUUUUAUGGCUCUGAGCCAAGAUAUCCAGAAAACAAUAAAAAAGACAGCUCGCAGGGAGCAGCUGAUGCGAGAAGAAGCUGAGCAGAAGCGUUUAAAGACUGUACUAGAGCUGCAGUUUAUUUUGGACAAGUUGGGUGAUGAUGAAGUGCGCAAUGACUUGAAACAAGGAUCAAAUGGAGUACCAGUGCUGACAGAGGAGGAACUGACAAUGCUGGAUGAGUUUUACAAGCUAGUUUACCCUGAAAGAGACAUGAACAUGAGGUUGAAUGAGCAGUAUGAGCAAGCAUCUGUUCACCUGUGGGACUUACUGGAAGGGAAGGAAAAAACAGUUUGUGGAACAACCUAUAAAGCGCUGAAGGAGAUUGUUGAACGUAUUCUGCAAACUAGUUACUUUGAUAGCACCCAUAACCAUCAGAACGGGUUAUGUGAGGAGGAAGAGGCAGCAACUGCACCUGCAGUAGAAGACACUGUAGCAGAAGCUGAACCUGAUCCAGCGGAAGAGUUUACUGAACCGACUGAAGUUGAAUCAACUGAGUAUGUAAACAGACAAUUCAUGGCAGAGACUCAGUUCAGCAGUAGUGAGAAGGAACAGGUAGAUGAGUGGACAGUUGAAACGGUUGAGGUUGUAAAUUCACUGCAGCAACAGACACAGGCUACAUCUCCUCCAGUUCCUGAACCUCACACGCUCACUACUGUGGCUCAAGCAGAUCCUCUUGUAAGAAGACAGCGAGUACAGGACCUCAUGGCGCAGAUGCAGGGCCCCUAUAACUUCAUGCAGGAUUCUAUGCUGGAGUUUGAGAACCAAACACUUGAUCCUGCCAUUGUAUCUGCACAACCCAUGAAUCCAGCACAGAAUUUGGACAUGCCACAAAUGGUUUGCCCUCCAGUUCAUGCUGAGUCGAGACUUGCCCAGCCUAAUCAAGUUCCUGUGCAACCAGAAGCUACACAGGUUCCCUUGGUUUCUUCUACAAGUGAGGGUUAUACAGCCUCCCAACCCAUGUAUCAGCCUUCUCACACAACAGAGCAACGGCCGCAGAAAGAAUCAAUUGACCAGAUUCAGGCUUCAAUGUCACUGAAUGCAGACCAGACCCCAUCAUCAUCAUCACUUCCCACUGCAUCCCAGCCACAGGUGUUCCAGGCUGGAUCUAGCAAGCCUUUGCAUAGCAGCGGAAUCAAUGUUAAUGCAGCUCCAUUCCAAUCCAUGCAAACAGUAUUCAACAUGAAUGCACCUGUUCCUCCUGUUAAUGAGCCAGAAACCCUUAAGCAGCAAAACCAGUACCAGGCCAGUUACAACCAGAGUUUCUCCAAUCAACCUCACCAAGUAGAACAAUCGGAUCUUCAGCAAGAACAACUCCAGACAGUGGUCGGUACUUACCAUGGUUCCCCGGACCAGACUCAUCAAGUGGCGGGUAACCACCAGCAACCUCCCCAGCAGAAUACUGGAUUUCCACGUAACAGUCAGCCCUAUUAUAACAGUCGAGGAGUGUCUCGUGGUGGAUCACGUGGGGCUCGUGGCUUAAUGAACGGUUACAGGGGACCGGCAAAUGGAUUUAGAGGCGGAUAUGAUGGCUACCGUCCCUCUUUUUCCAACACUCCAAACAGUGGUUACACGCAGCCCCAGUUCAAUGCUCCUCGGGAUUACUCAAACUACCAGCGGGAUGGAUAUCAACAGAAUUUCAAACGUGGCUCUGGACAAAGUGGACCUCGGGGAGCUCCUAGAGGUCGCGGAGGGCCCCCAAGACCAAACAGAGGGAUGCCUCAAAUGAAUGCUCAGCAAGUGAAUUAAACAAAUUCACAGGAUUACGUUAAACGCCAAAAACACACUGGCCAGUGUACUAUACAUGUUACCAGAAGAGUUAUUAUCUAUUUGUUCUCCCUUACAGGAAGUUUGUUGUAAAGGGACUAUUUUCAUUACCCAUAAUGACAGGACUACAGUUGCCAGCUUUAUAUUACCUGGAUAUUGAAAGGAACGAAACAACGUUUACUCUGCAUGUUCUGUCCUAAGCAUCAUCUUGAGCCUUGCACAUGAGAUUCAGAUUCCUCACCCUUGCUAAGAGUAAAGCAAAAAAAGGCAAUUUUCAGGGUGAUCCAAUCUCCAUGGUUAACUGAAGUGGCAGGAAAAAAGCAAAGACUCACUUCUGACAUUUAAAAGCGAUGUAACAAAUUUGGAUAAAAUCUGCAAAUUCGUAAAGAUUUUACUGUGGCGCCAGUUGGCAAAACAUAACGUUCCCACAAAAGGAUGGAAAAGGUGAAGUGUGGCUUGGUAGUGCAACUGCAUUUCAGCUUUUUCUUGUUAAAUUGAAGCACUGAACAGUUAAAGAUGCUAGUGAUGCCUGUUUCCCUAAAUAGCCAAGUAGGCUUAUAGCCAGUCUUGGAGGAAGAAGCAGCACCCUUAGCUGCAGCACUCCUCGUCACCAGGGCCCUGUUUACUGUGGCUAAGGAUUUAAGAUCGCUUGCAUAACUGCUAAUGUAACUGUGUAAUUAUUAUUUUUUUAAAGGAAAAAAAAAA